AUGGAGAGACCAAAACCGAGUAAGUGGAAGAACACAUCAGAGUCUUUCUUGUGUCCACGGUUCUUCUUGAGCUCCUGUGGCAACCUAUAUUUCCCACGAGCUGUCAUAGCUAUGAAAGGUAAGUGGAAGUCAGUGUCGAGAGCUAUGGUGGAAAAAGGCUUCUCUGUUCCUCCGCAACAGUGCGAAGACAAGUUCAAUGACUUGAACAAAAGAUACAAAAGAGUCAACGACAUUCUCGGGAAAGGGACAAGAAGAGCAAGAAGAGGAGGAGAGGGGCCGUGA
Messenger RNA from Eruca vesicaria subsp. sativa (arugula), 282 nucleotides. The record is from the annotation of a GenBank genome assembly. NCBI's taxonomy places the organism in Eukaryota, Viridiplantae, Streptophyta, Magnoliopsida, Brassicales, Brassicaceae.